AUGAAGUCCAUUCAGCUCCUGUCAGCACGAGCGAGUGCUAGAGUUCUCAGAUCGACAACUCGUCUCUCAGUCAGACCCAUAGCCGCAUUCUCAGUCCCCCAGAAACACUCAUCACUUUCUGGGAGGAUACCUUCCAAACGAGCAUUCUCAACAUAUCCUUCGUCGAGAAUAAGCAUACUGCCAGAUUCGUCAGAUCCAGAGCCUCCAAAGACACAGGACUCGAGCACGAGCAUCAAACAAGCUGCGGAUAUUAACGAGGCUGAGUACAACGAGAUCGCGGAUCAGUAUAUGAACACACUGCAGCUAGUACUGGAAGAGACAGCCGACAAUGAUGCACAGAGAGGAUUGGAGGUUGAAUAUAGUGCCGGUGUCUUGACACUUACACAUCCUCAGAAAGGCACAUAUGUGAUCAACAAGCAACCACCCAACAAACAGAUCUGGCUUUCCUCUCCCGAAUCCGGUCCCAAACGUUUCGACUGGGUGUUGGCAACAACAACCUCUCACGACGCCAUGAACAGCAAGCAAGACACCGAGGGCUCGAGCGGCGCAAUGGGCGACGACGGGCAACUAGGUGGUGGAAAAUGGAUCUACCUCAGAGAUGGAACUGGAUUAAGUGAUCUGAUCAAAGAAGAGCUUGAUAUCGUGGUAGCGAAACCUGAUGAGACAGAUGCGACACCUGGUCGAGAAGGUCCAGGUAAGAGUGGUGGUGGAGAUGUAGAAGGCUAG
Messenger RNA from Lithohypha guttulata, 726 nucleotides. RefSeq names its product Mitochondrial matrix iron chaperone (gene YFH1). The record is from RefSeq and is a predicted model, not a curated record. NCBI's taxonomy places the organism in Eukaryota, Fungi, Ascomycota, Eurotiomycetes, Chaetothyriales, Trichomeriaceae. Bases 1 to 726 code for a protein of 241 amino acids. Gene Ontology annotation, cellular component: mitochondrion. The transcript has 2 exons. Gene Ontology annotation, molecular function: ferroxidase activity; ferrous iron binding; ferric iron binding. Gene Ontology annotation, biological process: intracellular iron ion homeostasis; iron incorporation into metallo-sulfur cluster.